Messenger RNA from Oryctolagus cuniculus (rabbit), 474 nucleotides. The record is from RefSeq and is a predicted model, not a curated record. NCBI's taxonomy places the organism in Eukaryota, Metazoa, Chordata, Mammalia, Lagomorpha, Leporidae.
GCGGGGUUGUGCAGCCAUGGCCAAGAUCAAGGCCUGGGACCUUCACGGCAAGAAGGAGGAGCUGCUGAAACAGCUGGACGACCUGAAGGUGGAGCUGUCCCAGCUGCGCGUGGCCAAGGUGACUGGCGGCGCGGCGUCCAAGCUCUCCAAGAUUCGAGUUGUCCGCAAGUCCAUCGCCCACGUUCUCACCGUCAUUAAUCAGACCCAGAAAGAAAACCUCAGGAAAUUCUACAAGGGCAAGAAGUACAAGCCCCUGGACCUGCGGCCCAAGAAGACCCGCGCCAUGCGCCGCUGGCUCAACAAGCACGCUGAGAGCCUGAAGACCAAGCAGCAGCAGCGGAAGGAGCAGCUGUACCCCCUGCGCAAGUACGCGGUCAAGGCCUGAGCCCGUGCUGCUAAUAAACACAGAAUGGCUGCCCAAAAAAAAAAAACACACACACACACACACACACACACACAACAACAAAAACCCUG